Messenger RNA from Necator americanus (New World hookworm), 468 nucleotides. RefSeq lists its product as uncharacterized. The record is from RefSeq and is a predicted model, not a curated record. Bases 1 to 468 code for a protein of 155 amino acids. NCBI's taxonomy places the organism in Eukaryota, Metazoa, Nematoda, Chromadorea, Rhabditida, Ancylostomatidae. The transcript has a single exon. Gene Ontology annotation, cellular component: nucleus. Gene Ontology annotation, biological process: chromatin remodeling.
AUGCGCCACCAUGUGGAUUGUAGUGAAGAAGAGAUGGCGUGCUUUUGGGAAGAUCUGGAGCAGUACGUCCAGUUUUUGGAAGGAGAAGAACUUCUAAUCGGAGAAGACUUCAACGGACAUGUCGGUCCUCGGGAAGACGGGUUCGAGAGUGGUCAUGGAGGAUACGGCUAUGGAGCUUGUAACGACGACAGGUUGCGAAUCCUGGAGUAUGCUGUUGCAAGUGACUUGAUCAUUGCUAACACGCAGUAUCGGAAAAGAAAAUCGCAUUUGAUCACAUACACUAGGGGCGGUCGUCAAACACAAAUAGACUUCUGGAUGUUAUGCCGAUGGGAUCACCAACUUCUGCAGGAUUCAGAAGUCGUCUCUACAGACCAUGUCGCUGCCCAACACCAUUUGCUCGUUAUGGACUUGAAAAUCUUCCGUCCAAGGGAGAGACUGAAACACAGCGCAUCAAAUGGCAGAAUGUGA